This is a messenger RNA of Lathyrus oleraceus (garden pea), 1158 nucleotides long. RefSeq names its product probable protein S-acyltransferase 7. The record is from RefSeq and is a predicted model, not a curated record. The transcript is spliced from 5 exons. Lineage: Eukaryota; Viridiplantae; Streptophyta; Magnoliopsida; Fabales; Fabaceae. Gene Ontology annotation, molecular function: protein-cysteine S-palmitoyltransferase activity. Gene Ontology annotation, cellular component: Golgi apparatus; endoplasmic reticulum. Bases 1 to 1158 code for a protein of 385 amino acids. Gene Ontology annotation, biological process: protein targeting to membrane; peptidyl-L-cysteine S-palmitoylation.
AUGCACCCUCCGGCAUCUGUGAACUCCGGUGGAGAAACUCCCGAAAAUACUGAUGAUCCCUCAACGGUCAGAACUUAUCGUGCUUGGAAAGGCAAUAAUAUAUUUUUUCUUCAAGGGAGGUUAAUGUUUGGACCUGAUGUGAAAUCUCUGAUUAUAACAAUAUUUCUGGUUGUUGCACCUGUUGCUGUUUUCUGUGCUUUCGUAGCUAGAAAAUUGAUGGUUGAUUUUCCUCAGCAUUUUGGAUAUUCAAUCCUGAUUCUAGUUAUUAUCCACAUUGUUCUGAUUGCCCUUCUAAUGACCUCAGGAAGAGAUCCUGGCAUAGUGCCUCGCAAUUUGUAUCCUCCUGUACCAGUCGAAUACAAUGAAAGUGUCGGUAUCAACAUCGAACCGAAUCAUCCACCACGGUAUUUACCACGAUUCAAGGAAGUAAUUAUCAAUGGGAUAACUGUUAAAGUAAAAUACUGUCAUACCUGCAUGCUGUAUAGACCUCCCCGAUGUUCUCAUUGCUCAAUAUGCGAUAAUUGCGUGGAGCGACGUGAUCUUCACUGCACGUUGCUGGGUCAGUGUAUUGGACUGCGGAAUUAUCGAUCCUUCUACGUGUUUAUUUUCUCUAUGACGCUUCUUUGCCUAUAUAUUCAUGGAUAUUGCUGGGUCUACAUCAAGGGAAUCCAAGUCUCGGAAGAGAUAUCAAUCUGGGAAGCAAUGAAGAAAACCCCUGUUUCCAUUGCACUAAUAGUAUACUCCUUAAUUUCUGGCGUAUAUGUUGGAAUCCUCACUAUUUUUCAUACCUAUCUAAUCAGCACAAACCAGACUACGGAUGAAAAGAUUGGAUACCGGUCUGAUCCACAAAUCUCUUAUGACAAAGGGGUCAUUGAGAAUUUCAAAGAAGUGUUCUUCUCUUCGAUUCCUCCAUCCAAAAACAAUUUCAGGUCUAAAAUUCCAAUUCCUAAAGAACUAUCAGAAUAUGGCAAUGCUACUGAUUUGAGCAGGAUGCUUCAUACAGAGAGCGAGCAUAGACAAGUUGCUAGCAAAAAGUUAGAAAUAAAUCUUGAAGUUCAGGACAAGAUACAUGAUAAUGAAUCAAAUUGGAUCACACAUGAUAAUAGUAAUCAUCCGGCUGAAUAUUCAGAAAAGCACUACUACAAAAAACACAUUUAA